GGAUGGAUGCUGGAACACAAAUAUUUUACUCUUACGCUCUCUGCAUUGGGUGCCUUACAGCAUUGGGAAGCUACAAUAAAUACAACAACAACUGCUACAAAGAUUGUGUUUACCUGUGCCUGCUGAACAGCGGAACCAGUUUUGUAGCUGGCUUUGCCAUCUUUUCAGUUUUGGGCUUCAUGGCCUUCGAACAGGGGGUCGAUAUCUCAAUGGUAGCAGAGUCAGGUCCUGGCUUGGCCUUCAUUGCGUAUCCACGAGCUGUAGCUAUGAUGCCUCUGUCUCAGCUGUGGUCCAUAUGUUUCUUCCUCAUGAUUAUUCUGCUGGGGCUUGACAGUGAGUUUGUGGGUUUAGAGUCUCUCAUGACAGCCAUAACAGACAUGCACUCCAACUUCUUCCUCCAAGGACAUCGUCGUAAACUCUUCCUCCUCCUCAUUUGUGUGGGCUGCUUCCUCGUUGGCCUCCUGAUGGUAACCGAGGGUGGCCUGUAUAUCUUCCAAUUAUUUGAUUACUAUUCCUGCAGUGGAAUGACCCUCCUCCUAUUUGCCAUUGCACAGUCAAUAUGUAUUGGCUGGUUUUAUGGUGCUGAUCGUCUGUAUGAAAAUAUUGUAGACAUGAUCGGUUAUCGUCCUUUGACACUAAUGAAAUACAGUUGGAAAUAUAUCACUCCUAUUGUGUGUAUAGGCACAUUUGUCUUCUCUUUGGUCAAAUUCACUCCUCUGAAGUUUAACAACACAUUUGAAUACCCAUGGUGGGGUUAUGCUGUUGGCUGGUGGUUUACCCUCUCCUCGACAUUGAUGGUUCCCAUAUGGAUGAUCUAUGUCAUCAUUAUCACUCCUGGUACACUGAAACAGAGACUGCGUAUCCUUUGCACUCCAGCAAGCGAUCUACCUUUGACAUCGGAAAGACGAAAAGAAACCCUGUGACCCCAACAGACAGUACAACAUGUCCCAUGACUGAUAGAGAAACAUUGGGGGACAAAAAACAUCCUUGGGCUGUAUUUUGGACAACUUUUGAUAUCAUUAAUGCCUUUGAAGGUACACAUUCUCGUGAGAUCUCAAGAAAGCACAAACACAAACUGUACAUGACUGUUUUAUAAGUUAUUGAAUUUUCCUAACUUAUAUUCUCAAUUGCAAGCAACUAAAUGUGGAUUUAAACUGGAAAUUAAAAAUAUAAGCUCAACUUCCAUGUUCAGCUGUAUCUGAGGAAAACUCAGUUUGACGUCAUCAACGUCUAGCAUCGUUGGCUAGCAUCAACAGCUUGCUGUAUCAUAACCAUUCACAAGAUAUCAGUUCUUCUGAAGAAGAUAGCAAAAAAACAGUUUUUUU
Molecule: messenger RNA, 1325 nt
Organism: Sinocyclocheilus grahami
Lineage: Eukaryota; Metazoa; Chordata; Actinopteri; Cypriniformes; Cyprinidae
Product: sodium- and chloride-dependent GABA transporter 2-like
Exons: 8
Coding region: 3-923 (306 amino acids)
Biological process (GO): amino acid transport; sodium ion transmembrane transport; nitrogen compound transport
Cellular component (GO): cell projection; plasma membrane
Molecular function (GO): gamma-aminobutyric acid:sodium:chloride symporter activity
Source: RefSeq, a predicted model, not a curated record